Chara braunii is the source of this 1170-nucleotide messenger RNA. Lineage: Eukaryota; Viridiplantae; Streptophyta; Charophyceae; Charales; Characeae. The record is from the annotation of a GenBank genome assembly.
GAAUGUCGAAGCAAGGAGAAUAAAGACGAGUAAAGGAAUGGAGCCGGUCAGGAGCCAGAGCAUCAAGAUAAUCUUUGAGGGGGAUAUCGCGACCACACCCAUAAGGGUGGCAGCCACCAAGUCGGCAAGAGGGUCUACAUCGAAGAAGACUGACACGGAUUACGUGAUGACGGAGAAGGACGGGCAGCGAGUCGAUGGAGAGGAGGUUAUCCUUUCGCCGCGAAAGAGAGGAGUGAAGAAGUUCUUAAUGAAGAGUUCGCUGGACGAGAUUGACACGGUUGAGCCACUGAGGCGGACCCUUCAGCAACCAAUGCAGUGCUCUAUUCUGGAGUACCUGGCGGCAUCGAAGCCGGCUCGUGAUGAAUUACAGAUGAUCAUGCGGAAGACUCGCAUACCUCGAUCAGAGGAGGGUCAGGGGGUCCCUAAAGCGGAAGCUUCUACAGUAGCGGUAACGGGGGUGACUGCCAGAGAGGAUCGCAUGGCGACAGUCCUUCUCGAUGGGAUGGAAGGUGUGCCUCCAGACAAGUUUUAUAUACUUGGUAGCGGGGCUGUAGAGACGAUUAUAAACGAUGGAGCGAUACUCGAUGCUGUGAUUGAUAACGGCAGUGAGGCUGUCAUCAUAGACGAGGACCUGGCAGUACAAGUUGGACUGGGCCUCGAUAGAUCAUACCUAUUCGAGAUAGAGACGGCUGAUGGGAGAAAGCAACAGAUCACUGGGGUUUGUCACAAGGCARCCAUAGAGGUUCAAGGGGUAAGAGUGACCCUGCUUGUCUUUGCAGUCAAAAACUGUAGCUCCGACAUGCUCUUGGGUCGAACGUGGCUGAGCCGCGUGCAUGUGGUGACGAUAGAGCGACCUGAUGCGAGCCAAACAUUGUCCAUUAGGAAGCCAGACGGGACGCGGGUGAUGAUUGAGGCAGUGGAGCCUCGGGACCCGAGGAACAAAGCAGCUCUCGCUGUGGGUGCAAGACCUAGUGAUCAGAUUAAGUCGUUACCUAUCUCCGGCCGCGCGGUGCAAUUUCGCGAGAAGAGAUUUGGACCACUGCUUACAGAGGAAGAAGGUCGGAUCGUGGAGGUGGAAGAUUUAGGGAGUCGGCUAAUAGUGGACGGCAACUCGUAACCAAAGGAAAGAGAUGAGGAAUUUGGCGGUGUGGUAUCCGUGUCUUUUUUAAG